ACUUCUCACAUUUCGGGUUCAGGGCUCGGAUUCGUUGGAACACAUUCUCUCGCUCGAGAUAAAGGCUAUGAUGUGGCUAGUUGGUUAUCUGAUCAAUGUCUUUUCGCCCCUGCCGGUCCUGAGUCAACUCUAAACGGAGAUCCAAAUACAGGAACCGAAGAGACCGAACCGGAUGGGACUGAAUCUGAACUGGGUCAAUGGACAGACUUUUUGCCCGACCUUUCCACUGAGUUCGCUCAAUUUCCCAGUUCGGAAACUGGGUUUCAAUUCGAUCCGGAUUCGGCGCUCACCAGCACGCUACCUCUUCUGGACAACGAGUCGGAGAACGCCCUGAAUAAUAAUCAGUAUUCACCCCAACGCCCGAGCUGUACCGACAGGACAAAUGUGGAUCAGUGGCUGCAGUCCAUCCAUACUAAUUUAUAUGAUUCCCCGUUUCGGUCUGUUACAUCACCCGGUAAACAGUCGACGGACUUCAUGGGCGUUCAGAAUUCCCAUCGACAAGAAUACACAUCAACCUCGAGUGUUGGAAAUAACGCCAAUCAGUCUUUUCCCUUGUUAUGUCCACAACUGGGGAAUCCAAUCUCCUCGUCCGGUGCCAGUUUGUCAUAUGACGAGGAGAUCACCGGUUCAGUCGCGUCAAUCACAUUCCUGAAUAGUUCAGAUCCCUCUCCCGUCUCGAUCAAUAUGCAUCACAUUCUCUCUCAGCUACGUAUCCCUCUGCCACGUCUACAAGGUACACUGCUGCAUCAUUUCGACAAGUUUGCCACAGCAAUUCGAGAAUCCAUGCUGAGCACCGACGAAUUUCUGUUGCUAUUCGAUACGGAAAGUCCUACUGCGGCAUUAGAGCCCGUCAAUGCUACCGGUGAUUCGCUUCAAUCCGCACAGACGUGUUGUUUUUUACCACUACAUGCCUCAUCUCCCAAUCCCGUUUGUUCGGAAAUAACGGCAGACUGUAAAGACGACAAUACCGCAGCCACGACUGGCGGCGAUUUCAUGAACAGGCCGUAUAUGGAACCCUGGACCAGUUGUUGUGUGGAUCAGUUGGACCGGCUACUGAGCGAACAGUUGGCCACUUGGCGUUUGGCCAAUUCUUCUCAGUCUGGCCCAGGUCGGGAUCGAAUCGGUCGAUUCAGUGCACAACAGCUAAUCGAAGCCCAACGCCUGUUGCCGGACGUUGUUGGACUCGGAGACAGGGCUACUAGUGAUACCGUCAUCCCCGAAUCCGUGGCACUUAGUGCGGUGAACAGUGCGGCUGCACUUGGCUACUCCGAACUUCUGCUAGGAAUGAUUCAAUGGUACGUGUUCUCUGUGAUGGAUGAACUAAAUCCGGAUUUCUUGUCAUCCACAACCAUGUCGAUCGAUCGACACAAGCCAGGAACGGCAUCUUUCGCCACACAUUGUGAAGACUUUCUAUCAUUUGGACCCAGUUACUAUGCUGGUUUCACCCUUAGCCCCAUUGGAUGGGCCAUACUGCACGGCCACAAGAAGACUGCUCGCUUGCUAGCUCUUUGGGAUCCCUCCGGGUUACAGCAACCAUGUUUCGUUUCCAAUCAGUCGGAAUCCAUAUCUUGGCUUCCCGAACAACUUGCUAUUGCGCUCAAUCUAACCGGACUCAGGGACUUCUUGCGUGAGUUGCGAAAGUCUGGUCCCACGUCGUCCAGUGUUACAGAUCGUUUGAAACAACUAAGAGACUACUCCAGCUCGCAACCGAUUCGGUCGUCAAACUUGAAUGACAAAGAGGUACCCUCGACUAAAAUCAGUUACGCAUCCUCAUCAUGUUGCCAAGAUCUUGGUACCUCGGCUUCGAUAUUCCUUCGUCGAGGCGUUUCUACUCUCCCGAUGAUUCAUUUGCCCUCAAAGGUCUCAACCGCUCGUAAUCCAGACGGUUACCAUCCGUCAAACAUAACGUGUGGGUAUCAUUUACAAAAGUUAUCUGCCCCAUCGUCACCGAAUACGCGACAUGUUCUGUGCGCAAAGCAACGUUGCACCUCGGCGCAAUUCAAUUCCGGACCUGGUUUCUCAAUGGAUCAAGAUCACAUGGACGACGAUGAAGAUGAGAAUGCAAACGAUAUGUCGUUUGAACCGAUUCGAGCUAACUCACCUUUGACCAAUCCGUCGGAUCCCAUACAGUCCGUACGAAGGACUCGGGUUAUCCGACCAAGUUCGCGAUUCUCACGUGACUCGGCCACUCCAUCCAGCAUACCCGGUUAUCCAUCUUCAUUCGAUGAAUUGAGCGGUGACCAGGACGAACUGGCUCAAGUUGGUCGAACCCGGGCAUGCUCAACCGGGUCUCGUCGCGCUCAGUGUUGCUCACACCUAUUCACACGACCGGUUUUCGCGGCCGCUCCGCUCUACACAAGUGUGACCAAUCUGGCCGAGGAUGAUGGGUCGCAACAGAUGAUUUGCCUUGCGGAUCGAAUAAUCGAGGCCAUGCCAAGCAGGAUUGUAAAUCUGCACAGAGAAGAAUUGUGUGAUUACUCUACCUCACGGGUAACUUCACCCCCCGGUCUGUCCGACUCCGCUUUGGGUAUGAGCGUCUGCGGUGCUGAAUCGAACGCGACCUGUCCCUCGACCGAUCCAUUGCUCAUACGCAGACAACAACCAAAUGGCCCUACACGCACCAUACUUGGUUCCUNGCGUGCGGGGAUAUCAGGCACAGGCUGUUCGUCCAAACAGACGCGUUAUGUCGCUUAUCGAGGUUUGACGUUCCCCAGUUCUUCGGCCAAAACCAGCCAUCGAGUAAAGACAGCGUUGCUCAGUUUUCAUCAGCCCUUAAAUCAGAUGAUGACUGGACCCAAUCGGGCCACAGUUCUGGUCGACACGGAUGAUGUCGAUAGUAUUCAAUCAAAUCCUCUGGAUGGUCCACGAUUUCGGGCAUCCAGCUCCUUUCUGGCCACCUCACCAAGUUCCGCAGGCUAUAUUUGUGAUGAAUCCAAUUGUGGGGGUAGUGUUGCUGCAGCCCAUACAUCUCUGACAGACUCCAAUGGAUGUCAAAUCGGGAACGGCCUAUGGCAAAGUGAUACAGAAUUUCCCAUUUGGAAUCGAUGCUCCAGUUCGUCGCACACGUUUAAUCUCGGUAGUCCUCCACCAUCAGCCGCAGAGAUUGCCGAGCAUUUUAAUGCGCCGACCACAUUCAUGGAAACGGAUUUCAGCCGGCUGACCCUGUCAGACUUGGAGCAGAAGCGCCUGUAUGAGGCGGCAAAGAUCAUUCAAAAAUGCUAUCGCGCCUACAAAAGAAACAAAGAAUCUCCGCAGCAUCAUCGCCAUCCUCUUCAUUCUCAUCAUCAUCAUCAUCUUGUGGAAUCAGCACAUGCCCAGUUGCGGUCGGAUGCAACUUGUACGGACCUUACACAGAACCGAGUGAAUAUCCCAGACACGUCGACGGGACUGGCAAACAGUGUGGUUACCGGUCCACUGGUUAGUGAAGUGACCAUGAACACGGUCUCACCCGAAAGAGCAGUAAUCGAGGACAGUUGGGACCAUUUAGUAUAUGCACCUGUUGAUGACCAGAGUGUCGGACUCGAACUGGAAGUUGAAACGACACCAUCUAGUCCUUUAGGCUCAGUUCAAGCGCCGUCGGAUCCCCACAAUAUUUCCGGUCAUGACGUAGGCUCGGGCUUAGGGACCACCGGA
Molecule: messenger RNA, 3633 nt
Organism: Echinostoma caproni
Lineage: Eukaryota; Metazoa; Platyhelminthes; Trematoda; Plagiorchiida; Echinostomatidae
Source: the annotation of a GenBank genome assembly